Molecule: messenger RNA, 3699 nt
Organism: Condylura cristata (star-nosed mole)
Lineage: Eukaryota; Metazoa; Chordata; Mammalia; Eulipotyphla; Talpidae
Gene: MAP3K6
Product: mitogen-activated protein kinase kinase kinase 6
Exons: 28
Coding region: 80-3541 (1153 amino acids)
Biological process (GO): MAPK cascade; protein phosphorylation; cellular response to stress
Molecular function (GO): MAP kinase kinase kinase activity; ATP binding
Source: RefSeq, a predicted model, not a curated record
CGUGGUGGUGCUGGAAGUGAGCAGCUCCCUCGCCCAGCCCUCCCUGUUCUACCACUUGGGCGUGCGUGAGAGCUUCAGCAUGACCAACAACGUGCUCCUCUGCUCCCAGGCUGAGCUGCCUGACCUGCAGGCCCUGCGGGAGGAUGUUUUCCAGAAGAACUCGGACUGCGCUGGCAGCUACACGCUGAUCCCCUAUGUGGUGACCGCCACCGGUCGGGUGCUGUGUGGUGAUGCAGGCCUCCUGAGAGGCCUGGCGGAUGGGCUAGUGCAGGCCGGGGUGGGCACCGAGGCCCUGCUCACGCCCCUGGUGGGCCGGCUUGCACGCCUGCUGGAGGCCACACCCACAGAUUCUUGUGGCUACUUCCGGGAGACCAUUCGGCAGAACAUCCGGCAGGCGCGAGAGCGUUUCAGCGGGCAGCAGCUGCGGAAGGAGCUGGCUCGUCUGCAGCGGAGGCUGGACAGCGUGGAGCUGCUGAGCCCGGACAUCAUCAUGAACCUGCUGCUCUCCUACCGCGACGUGCAGGACUACUCGGCCAUCAUCGAGCUGGUGGAGACGCUGCAGGCGCUGCCUACCUGCGAUGUGGCGGAGCAGCACAACGUCUGCUUCCACUACACCUUUGCCCUCAACCGGAGGAACCGGCCUGGGGACCGGGAGAAGGCCCUGGCGGUGCUGCUGCCGCUGGUGCAGCUGGAGGGCCCGGUGGCGCCCGACCUCUACUGCAUGUGUGGCCGGGUCUACAAGGACAUGUUCUUCAGCUCUGGCUUCCAGGAUGCCGGGCACCGGGAGCAGGCCUACCACUGGUACCGCAGAGCCUUUGACGCGGAGCCCAGCCUCCACUCGGGCAUCAACGCCGCCGUGCUGCUCCUCGCCGCCGGCCAGCGCUUCGAGGACUCCGAGGAGCUCCGGCUCAUAGGCAUGAAGCUGGGCUGCCUGCUGGCCCGGAAAGGCUGCGUGGAGAAGAUGCAGUACUACUGGGAUGUCGGCUUCUACCUGGGGGCGCAGAUCCUCGCCAAUGACCCUGUCCAGGUGGCUCUGGCUGCCGAGCAGCUGUAUAAGCUCAACGCCCCCAUAUGGUACUUGGUGUCAGUGAUGGAAACCUUCCUGCUCUAUCAGCACUUCAGGCCCACCCCCGAGCCCCCUGAGGGGCCCCCACGCCGUGCCUUCUUCUGGCUCCACUUCUUGCUACAGUCCUGCCAGCCGCUCAAGACGGCCUGUCCCCAAGGGGACCAGUGCCUGGUGCUGGUGCUGGAGAUGAACAAGGUGCUGCUGCCUGCCAGGCUUGAGGUUCAGGGUCCAGAUCUGGUCAGAGCAGUGACUCUGAGCCUGAUGGAGCCUGAGGCCCAGGAUGUUCCCUCCAGCUGGACCUUACCAAUUUCCUCCAUCUGUGGAGUCAGUGCCUCCAAGCUGGACGGGCGCUGCUGCUUCCUCUACGCGCUGCCCCCAGCUCAGGACGUCCAGCUGUGCUUCCCCAGCGUGGGUCACUGCCAGUGGUUCUGCGGGCUGAUUCAGGCCUUGGUGACAAACCCGGAUUCCACAGCGCCCGCUGAGGAGGCACAGGGCGUGCGGGAGGUGCUGGAGUUUGACUACGAGUACACAGAGACGGGCGAAAGGCUGGUGCUGGGCAAGGGCACAUACGGCGUGGUGUACGCGGGCCGGGAUCGGCACACGCAGGUGCGCAUUGCCAUCAAGGAGAUCCCGGAGCGCGACAGCAGGGUCUCUCAACCCCUGCACGAGGAGAUCGCACUGCACAAACGCCUGCGUCACAAGAACAUCGUGCGCUACCUGGGCUCGGCCAGCCAGGAUGGCUACCUCAAGAUCUUCAUGGAGGAAGUGCCUGGAGGUAGUCUGUCCUCCUUGCUGCGGUCAGUGUGGGGCCCCCUGCAGGACAACGAGAGCACCAUCAGCUUCUACACCCGCCAGAUUCUGCAGGGACUCAGCUACCUGCACGACAACCGCAUCGUGCAUCGGGACAUCAAGGGGGACAACGUGCUGAUCAACACCUUCAGUGGGCUGCUCAAGAUUUCAGAUUUUGGCACCUCCAAGCGACUGGCAGGCAUCACCCCCUGCACUGAAACCUUCACAGGGACCCUCCAGUACAUGGCCCCAGAAAUCAUUGACCAGGGCCCGAGGGGAUAUGGGAAGGCAGCUGACAUCUGGUCCUUGGGCUGCACUGUCAUUGAGAUGGCCACAGGCCGCCCACCCUUCCAUGAGCUUGGGAAUCCGCAGGCGGCCAUGUUUCAGGUGGGCAUGUACAAGGUGCAUCCUCCAAUGCCCAGUUCUCUGUCGGCGGAGGCCCAAGCCUUCCUCCUCCGAACUUUUGAGCCUGACCCCCACCUGCGAGCCAGUGCUCAAGCCCUGUUGGGGGACCCCUUCCUGCAGCCUGGGAAGAGGAGCUGCAGCCCCAGCUCCCCUCGACAUGCUCCCAGGCCCUCAGAUGCCCCUUCAGCCAGCCCCUCGCCUUCAGCUGACCCAGCCACCCAGUCCCACACAUUCCCAAGCCCUCAGGCACCCUCUCAGCACCCACCCAGUCCUCCGAAGCGCUGCCUCAGUUAUGGGGGCACCAGCCAGCUCCGGGUCCCGGAGGAGCCCGGCGCUGAGGAGCCCACGUCUCCCGAGGAGACUUGCGAGCUGAGCCUGCUGCACCAAGAGAGCAAGCGCCGGGCGAUGCUGGCCGCGGUGCUGGAGCAGGAGCUGCGCACGCUGGCGGAGAAUCUGCGCCUGGAGCAGGAACAGGCCCCCUGUUUGAGCCGGAAUCAUGUGGAACAGCUGCUGCGCUGCCUCGGGGCGCACAUCCACACCCCCAACCGCCGGCAGCUGGCCCAGGAGCUGCGAGGGCUGCAAGGGCAACUGCAGACCCAGGGCCUUGGGCCUGAGCUCCUGCAGGCCCCGCUCUUCGCGUUCCCGAACGCGGUGAAGCAAAUCCUGCGUCGUCGCCAGAUCCGCCCACACUGGAUGUUUGUGCUGGACUCGCUGCUCAGCCGAGCGGUGCGCGCUGCCCUGGCGGUGCUGGGCCCAGAGGAGAAGGAGGCAGUCCCACUGAGGUCGGAGGAGUCAAGUACAGAACAGGAGCCUCAGUCCAUGCAAGAGGAGACCGCGGUCCAGCUGAGCACGCUCCUUGGGGAAACAGAGCAGGGCCCCCCACCGCUGAUGGUGCAGCUGGGCCUCUUACGAGCAGAGACCGAUAGGCUUCGGGGUGUCCUGGCAGAGAAGGAACGGGAGUGCCAGGCCCUGGUGCAGCAAGCUCUGCAGCGGGUGGCCGGGGAGGCCAGGACCUGUGCCCUGGCUUCAGAGCCCCCAGUUGCUCUCAAAGGGGACCAGGACCUGGUGCGGUGGCUACAGGAACUGAAUGUGGAUCCAGGCACCAUCCAGACGCUGCUGAAUCAUAGUUUCACCCUCAAUGUCCUACUGACCUGUGCCUCUCGAGACGACCUCAUCUACACCCGCAUCAGGGGCGGGAUGGUAUGCCGCAUCUGGAGAGCCAUCUUGACACAGCGAGCAGCAUCCACACCCGUGACCCCUGGCUCCCAAGAGGCUGCAUGAAGGCAACGCAGACUGGCGGAUGGAGGACCCACGAGCAGCUCUGACACACCUGCCCCAGGGCAGCUGGGGGAGGCGAGAUGGGUGGGGGUAGGGUAGAGCCCAGGCCUGGCCCCAGAGGGGGAAACUGACCAUUGAGCUGCCCCAGGCAGACUAUUAAA